Fusarium sp. VM40 is the source of this 411-nucleotide messenger RNA. NCBI's taxonomy places the organism in Eukaryota, Fungi, Ascomycota, Sordariomycetes, Hypocreales, Nectriaceae. The record is from the annotation of a GenBank genome assembly.
AUGGGACGUCCUAAGCGAAACGUUCUCGCAGCCGCAGAAGCUGCUCUGACACCUCCUGAUGUUCUCGAGCCCAACCAGUCCCUGGUUCGCGUCGUCAAACCCGAGGGCAACAAUCUCUACACCUGCGAGCUUCCAAACACAAAGACCCUUGUCCUAGAACUAGGCCAGCGGUUCCGAAAUACUAUCUGGAUCAAGCGCGGCGGGUUCGUCCUCGCUGAGCGAUACGAAGACAGCAAGGAGGAUACCCGGGCAGAAGGAGAGAUUGUCAAUGUCGUUCGAGAUGAGAAGGCUUGGCGCAAACAGUCUUACUGGCCCAAGGAAUUUGUCAAGAAGAACACAUACGACCUGAGCGACUCCGAGGAAGAAUCCAACGUUGGAAAAAUGCCACCCAGUGACUCCGAAGAUGAGUGA